AUGAACGAGGACCUCGGCAUCGAGGUGCGCGUCUGCAUCGACGGCAAGCAGCGUUGCACCUCGAUCCAGCGCUUUAUUGAAGGCCGUAUCCCCUUCAUCUCGCCCAACACACGCGAAAAGUUCUGGUACACGGACUGCCCGGGCCAGAAGGGCGGCAAGCCCCUUCCCAUCGUCCUGAAACAACGGUUCGACCAGCUCAGUAUACAAGUCGUCGAGUACCGUCACUUGGACAUCCACCAGCAGCGCGACAUCUUCCAGCGUGUGCAGCUCGGCAUGCCGCUCUCCGCUGCCGAGAAGCUGCAGGCACUCGGCGGCCACUGGUCCACCUGGAUCACGCAGCUCGAGAAGAAGUACAUCAAUGCCAACGGCGGCCUUAAGGACACACUGCCAAAGUUUGACGUUACUCGCGGCCGUCCAUUCCAAAUUCUGGCUUCGCUCGUCAUGAUGGUGUACGACCCCGAAAGCAAAACAGUGCCUCACAGCACGACGAUGACCAAGUUCCUUGAGCGUGGCGACAAGCCGGAACGCUCGUUCCAGCUCAAGGUCGAAAUGACACUGUCCAUCUUCGUCGCCAUCUCGACCGACUACUACGACGUCGCAUUUGGAACCAUCGAGUCGCGUGUGGCCCCCGUCGAAUUCAUGGGCAUCGGACUCCUCAUUUUCAAGCGUAUGAACUCGUACGGCAUGUUGCGCCUCGCCAAGGAGAUCACCAAGAUGCGUGAACAUCUCCGUGACGACUUCCGCGACAUCCGCGCCAACACGAACCUGUUCAAGGCCAUCUACGCGUACAUUGAAACGGUGCCUGCCGGCAAGCUGCCCGGGGAGACGUCAGCGCGCGAAGAGUUCAGCGGCGCGGGGAGCGACGACGAGGCGCAGCAAGAGCGCAUCCGCAAGCGGCAGCGCGAGGAGGACCGCGAUGGGAACUACUACGACGCCGCUGCCGCGCGCGGCGAGGAGUCGGUGGUCGCCGCAGGCCUGCGCUCUAAGAAGCAGAAGAAGAAGAAGAACAAAGACAAGGACAAGGAGAUGUCGCCCAUCAAGCGCUCGCCGGGGUCGACCCAGACAGCGCCCCAGCUGGUGGCGGACCAGCUGGUCCAACCGCCGCCCGCGUACGUGCCGCGCCCGCAAGCACCGGCGCCUCCCGUGCAGGCUCCACGGCCCGCGCCCAUAGCCAUGGACCACGGCGCCGCGUACGCGCCCGCGUUGCCGGUCGACCAUUCGCAUAUGCAGAAUCGCUCGCCGCCGCAGUACAAUGUCUCGACCUACCGAAACCAGGCGUUCAACCACCCGAGCUACGGCUACCAGCAGCCGCCAUACGGACGUCGCUAGCAUGAUAUAUGUGUGAGAUCAAACCCCGCAAAACCAUGAAAAUGCCCGCAGCCAGUACCGGGCGUUUCGGAGCACCAUGCUCUUUCACUUCCACAUCACUUCCACAUCCUACACCACCGUCUCACAUGUACCAAUAGCGCUUUUUGGUUUGUGUAGUAUUCAAUGCACCAGUUCGUUUUGA
Molecule: messenger RNA, 1510 nt
Organism: Cutaneotrichosporon oleaginosum
Lineage: Eukaryota; Fungi; Basidiomycota; Tremellomycetes; Trichosporonales; Trichosporonaceae
Source: RefSeq, a predicted model, not a curated record